Trifolium pratense (red clover) is the source of this 1593-nucleotide messenger RNA. Its product is annotated as putative FBD-associated F-box protein At5g53635. The record is from RefSeq and is a predicted model, not a curated record. Bases 1 to 1593 code for a protein of 530 amino acids. The transcript has 3 exons. Lineage: Eukaryota; Viridiplantae; Streptophyta; Magnoliopsida; Fabales; Fabaceae. Gene Ontology annotation, molecular function: protein binding.
AUGGAAGAAGCAGAGGACAAAUUGUCAAAUCUACCAAAAUUCAUUCUUCAUAACAUACUAUCAAGGCUAAUAUCGGAAGAAGCUGCUAGGACAAGUGUUUUGUCAAAGACUUGGUUAGAUACAUGGUAUACUUUUCCCUGCUUAUGUUUUUGCGAUCUUGAUUUCAUAAAUGAGAUACAACCAACGGAAGAUAUACCUAGGAAGAGUAAGGACUUCAUUGAAUAUGUAAAGAGCAGAUUAUUAUGGUUUUGGGACCGAAGGUUGGCCAUCAAAGAAUUUUACUUUGCAAUAUUAGAUCUUCGCUACAUGCCAAAUGAUCUUGAUCUUUGCUUGAAGUUGGUCGGUGAAAGUGUUGAAAUUUUAAGUAUUUGUUUGCCUAAAUAUGGUUCCAUCAGCCAGGAUGAGAAUGGUCAGGGUCGGGGCGAAUGUUAUGUCUUACCGAAGGGUGUAAUUGAAGUCAAAUCACUUACCAAGUUGAUGUUAGAAGGAGGUAUUAGAGUCGAUCAAGCAUUCAUGAAUCAUUCGAUUAAUAAGUUUUUGUCGUUGAGAGAAUUACAUUUGUUGCAUGUCCUUUUGGAAGAUAAACAAGCAAUUGAGCGUCUCAUUUCUUGUUGUCCUUUGAUUGAAGUUAUAAUUUUGAUGCUUUUAAGUGGCAGUAUGAAGUGUUUGAGCAUGCAUGGUCUACAAAAGCUAAACACAGUUUAUGUUGAUGGAAUAAAAGAGGUUUAUAUCGAUGAAGCUGCUUCGAGUCUUAAGAGUUUAUAUUAUUGCUAUGAUCAUCGUUUGAACACACCAUUUAAGAUUGAUUUUAUUCACCUCAAAUAUUUAAAAGAGUUGCUCUUGUGUUUUAAUGGUACUACUAUUAUCACAGAAAAAUGGUUUCUUGAACUAUUACCAAAAUUUCCAUUUCUUGAGACGUUGGAGAUAUGGCAUUGUAUACUGUCAGAUACGAUUAAUAUUUCAAGUGUUCAACUUAAAUAUUUAAGGGUAUCGGAUUGCUCUAACUUGAAGGAGGCCAAAAUUGAUGCUCCAAAUCUAUUGUCAUGUGGAUUUGAGGGUUUUCAUCGCUCAAAACCUAUUAUAUCUUUUUUAAACAUGUCUACUCAACUACAAGUCCGUCUUAGGAUCUCGAUUGAUGAUUUUGAUGUUUUUUAUGUGAGGGAAGUUCUCCAAAAUAUCAAACCUCAAAAUGUUUUUAUAUCACUAUCUCUCUCCAUCUUUCAUAAUUAUGGUGUGGAUGGACCAAAACUAGAGUUGUUGGAUAUUCCAUCCCCUCCACCAAGUAUCAAGCAUAUGGACCUAUACAUUCUUUCAGAAGUAAAUGAAACUUUUUAUUCAGUUAUUGUUAAUUUCUUACUUUUGUGUUGUGUCCCUGAAACUAUAUCUUGGGUCUUGGAUACUUGCAUUAAUCCUCAAGCAUUCGUUGAGUUUUUUUAUGAAACGCUAAGGAGAAGAAAAGAUGAUACUAAGUGUUUGUGGCGUGAGGAUAGCUCUACAACAAAUUAUAGCCCCUGGCGUGGGACCAUCUUAGAAUCGUUGCCAAAUUUUCCGGCUCGAAGAAAUAUUACCUCUAGACUACAUUACCUCGAGUAA